Messenger RNA from Myxocyprinus asiaticus (Chinese sucker), 1244 nucleotides. It is a transcript of the gene znf541, whose product is annotated as zinc finger protein 541. Gene Ontology annotation, cellular component: transcription regulator complex; histone deacetylase complex. Lineage: Eukaryota; Metazoa; Chordata; Actinopteri; Cypriniformes; Catostomidae. Bases 37 to 1113 code for a protein of 358 amino acids. Gene Ontology annotation, molecular function: transcription corepressor activity. The transcript has 9 exons. Gene Ontology annotation, biological process: regulation of transcription by RNA polymerase II; negative regulation of DNA-templated transcription. The record is from RefSeq and is a predicted model, not a curated record.
CGAAAGACCAAAGGGACAAACCUGUCCCCACUGAUCAUGCCUGUCUCUGUUCCAGUGACUCCUGACUCCAAACCUUCCACAGACCUGGGAGAAAAUUCACAGACCUGUAAAGGUCUCUAUAAGAGGUCUCGUCUGGACCCUUUAAACUGCCUGAUCAUCCCCAUUCCACCUCCACCUCGCCCAUCCUCCCCACAGUGGACCCAUGAUCAGGAAACCAAGGGUUGGCAGAGAUGCCUUGCCACAGGGGGUUACCCCAGCCAGCUGCGCUCACCCACCUAUCUGUCAGACCAAUCGCAGAGCUCUAUUUUUCAUCCGCCACCAUAUACCCCUCCACCCAUGCUGAGCCCUCUCCGUCCUGGGAAUGGACUCUACUUAAACACCCUGUCUCAGAAUCAACCAUACCCACCCCUAUCCAGCACCUACAAUGCCACCUGUGAUGGCAAAGAUCGGAUCUCUGUAACCAUUGACAACACAACUGUCAACAUAAAGCCGAGGAUUAACGUGGGUUCACGUUUUCAGGCAGAGAUCCCUGCAUUGCGUGACCUGAUGUACACAUUGUAUGAAGAACACCCUGCUCAGCUCGUCUGGUAUCCUUGGAAAGAUCUUUCUACCAACACAGAGACACAGAAAAGGGUUGCAGAGCUAUUAGACAUGUGCUGUUCCAGUGCACUACCAUGGGGAGGCACCAACAUAGAACUUGCUCUCCACUGCCUUCAUGAAGUGCAAGGAAACAUAAUGGCAGCACUGGAUUUAUUGUUAAUGAGGGGAGAUUAUCGAACCUUCUUGCACCCUCUGAGUGAUUACCACUACACAGGGUCAGACCACUGGACCCUUCACGAGAUAAGACUGUUCACGAAAGCUCUGACUGACCAUGACAAGGACUUCCAACAGAUUCAUAAUGUGUUGCAGACAAAAUCAGUUGCCCAGUGUGUGGAAUAUUACUAUAACAUGAAGAAGCAGAAAAAGUUCAAGCAACGUAGUCGAGCCGCAGAAAAAAAGAUGGAGGUGGAAAGAACUCUGUGUUCCAGAACUCCAGAGGAAACCAGUUUGAACAUACUGAAGGGAACACAAGACAGAGUAACUUCUGAAGUUGGGGUUUGCAGCAGGUUAUAGACACUACAUACUGGAAAUAAACUCUUGAAAUAAAUAUGUUGAAAUACUAUUAGCUACAAAUUGAAAUACAGAAGUGUGAAAUUUCUGCACCACUAGCAUCACACCAAAUGGAAAUGUAAACCCCUCCCAUC